Cicer arietinum (chickpea) is the source of this 757-nucleotide messenger RNA. RefSeq lists its product as uncharacterized. The record is from RefSeq and is a predicted model, not a curated record. NCBI's taxonomy places the organism in Eukaryota, Viridiplantae, Streptophyta, Magnoliopsida, Fabales, Fabaceae.
AUCGGCACUAAGUAUCGUCAAUUCCCCGAAACACAAGAUAUAUCGCCACGUGUCACCUCGAAUGAUGACAUUUUGAUGAAAAAACAAAUAAAAUAUUCAGACGUUAGUCACGGCAGUUUCUAAAGCAAAGAAGACCCCUCCCGCUGACGUGUCCAUAUUAUUUACUCUCUCUCUCUCUCUCUCCUCAACUGUAUGAAUCUUCCAUUUUCGCUCCUUCUUUCUCUCUCUAAGAUUUUUAUUCAAAACAAUAUAUAGGGUUUCUGGUUUUACUCCGAAAUUCGCACAACUUCGAAUACUGUCCAAUUGAAUUGGAUGGUUUGAGAAGAUCGGCGUGGUUAUUAGAAAAUUAGAAAUGGCUGUUGCUGGAGUGCACAAUGCAGCUGUGUUGGAGUCUACUUUUUUGAGGGAGUCUCAUUCGCAGUCACCACGGAGGCAAGAAGACGGAGGAAGAGGAGGCACACGGUCAUCUUCACUCUUGCAAAUGUGGCGAGAGAUUGAAGAUGAGCAGGUGGCGAGACAGAUUCAAGGAAGAUCUGACGAAGUAUUAGUUCAACAAAGGAGUGAUGGGUUGGUUUCAGAACCAUCAUCACAGGAAAGUAUGAGUCGUAUGACCGAAGAUGCAGUUUUGGGUGAGAAUGAAUCUGAAACAUGGUCACAGUCACAGAGUCAGAAUGGGUCUCAAUAUGAACAGGAUCAGGAGGAGUUAAACAAUUCUAGUCGUGAAAAUUCUUCUGAUAUUGGAGAGGUCGGGAGGGAA